Molecule: messenger RNA, 2052 nt
Organism: Theileria annulata
Lineage: Eukaryota; Apicomplexa; Aconoidasida; Piroplasmida; Theileriidae
Product: syntaxin binding protein 2, putative
Exons: 1
Coding region: 1-2052 (683 amino acids)
Biological process (GO): intracellular protein transport; vesicle-mediated transport
Source: RefSeq, a predicted model, not a curated record
AUGUUAGUAGAUCCACCAAGUUUAAAGGUAAUAUCAUCAUGUUGUGCUUUAAGUGAUGUAUUAGAUGAAGGUAUAGAAUUAAUAGAAGUCUUAACAAAACGUAGAGAACCAUUACGUAGUAAAAAUGUCUUAUGUAUAUUAAGUAAUGAUAAAUAUUUGGAUAUAUUAUUUAAGGAUUUUAUACCAGGGAAAGAAAAUUAUUUGGGUGUAUUUUUAAUGUUCAAUUGUCAUAUGAAAGAUGAUAAAAUAUUACGUAAAAUCGCACAAAAUAUUGAUUUCAAUAAGAUACUUGGAUGUGUUGAAUUAUUUCUUAACUUUGUACCAUUUGAAUCCAAUAUUUUCUUCACACAAAUACAUUCCAUUAAUUCUCUCUAUACUAAUAAUAAUUUAAAUGAUUAUAUUAAUUCUGUCACAAGUAAAAUUAUAAGUUUAUGUAAUGUAUUAAAUUUAUUACCAAAUAUAUAUUACUACGCGAGUGGUACGAGUAGUACCACGAGUACUACUAACAGUACUACCACUAAUACCAACACUAAUACUACUAAUACUAAUACUAAUACUAAUACUAAUUCAAUAAAUAAGACAAUAAAAAUGUUAUGUAAGAAGUUGAAGGAAAAAUUAAAUGAAACGUUAAGGGGUAAAAAUAUGAAAAAUUGUGAUUUGAUUAUAUUUGAUCGUAGUAUAGAUUUUACACCUUUAUUUAUACAUGAAUAUAGUUAUCAAGCAUUUGUAUAUGAUUUAUUAAAUAUCCCAUAUUGUUCUCAAGAUACAAUAGAGAGAAUGGAUCAAAUGGAUGGAGUUAGUGGAGCUAGUGGUAGAAUGAGUGGAUCUGGUAAUAGAAUGGAUGGAAUGAAUAAAGUUAAUAGGAUGGAUAAUUGUUAUGAAUAUAUUGUUGUUGGUAUGGAUAAUAGAGAGAAAAGAAUAGCAUUAUUAGAUUCGGAAUUGGAUAUAUUAUGGUGUAAAUAUAGACAUAUGCAUAUACAAGAAGUGAAUACAUUAGUAUUGAAUGAGAUUGAUAAAUUUAAGAAAUCAGGUACAGGUAAGAUGAAUAUGUUGGAACAGAUACGUAAUUUACCAAAUUUACAAUAUUUAAUUGAAAAGUAUUGGGCACACUUGAAUUUAACAAAUGAAUGUUUUGAAGUAGUACAGAGAUAUAAUUUAAUAAAAAUUAAUGAGCUGGAACAGAUAAUGUCUACAAGUCUGGAUAAUAAUAAGAAACAUAUAUCACACACGAAGAUAUUUGAUAAAUUAGUGGAAAUAUUGGGAAAAUAUGAAAAAAAUCAAAGAAUUAAUUCAUUUCAAUUAAAACAAGGACCGGAUAAGAAGUUAUUAUUACAAUCACGUGACGGUGGGAGUGGUGUAGGAGGUGUGGGUGGUAAGGGAGAGGGAGUAGGAGUAGGAGGAGGUAAAUCAGGUACAGUUGGAGCAAGCACCGUAACGGAGGAAGAUAAAAUAAGAUUAUUAAUGAUAUAUUUAUGUAAUUAUAAUAUUGGUAUGAAUGGAUUAAAAGAAAUAUUAAAAGAAAUAAGAUUAGAUGAUAAGAGUGUACAAAUAUUACAAAAAAUAAUACAAUCAUUACCAAUUAUAAAAUCUAAUGAUGGGAAAAUAAUACAUCAAUUAACUAAUGAUAUGAUUAAUUAUUAUAAGAAAUUAAAUACAGAAUAUGAUUCUUCAAGAUAUAUUUCUUAUCUCAUUUAUACUGUACAACAAUAUAUUAAACAUUUUCAUCAUGAAAAUAUUUUGUCAUAUGACGGUAGGGGUGGUGGUGGUAGUGAUGGUAUUAGUGGUAAGGGUAAUGAGGGAACUUCUUUGGGGGGUGCCGUUGGAGCAAGCACCGUAAUGGAUAAAAAAAUAUUAGAAUUAAAAACAUUUGAUGUAUUGAUAGAAAAAGAAGAAAUAGAUGAUAGAAGAAAAUUAAUAAUUUAUGUAUUGGGUGGUAUAACAUUUAGUGAAUGUAGAGAAAUUUAUAAAAUUAUCAAUAAAAAAAAUAUCGAUGUAUAUUUUGGAGGUGAUGAAAUCAUUAUACCAUCACAAUUUUUAAAUUAUUUCCAUUAA